Messenger RNA from Jaculus jaculus (lesser Egyptian jerboa), 3544 nucleotides. RefSeq names its product fizzy and cell division cycle 20 related 1 (gene Fzr1). Bases 78 to 1559 code for a protein of 493 amino acids. Gene Ontology annotation, biological process: positive regulation of anaphase-promoting complex-dependent catabolic process; positive regulation of ubiquitin protein ligase activity; anaphase-promoting complex-dependent catabolic process. The transcript is spliced from 14 exons. Lineage: Eukaryota; Metazoa; Chordata; Mammalia; Rodentia; Dipodidae. The record is from RefSeq and is a predicted model, not a curated record. Gene Ontology annotation, cellular component: anaphase-promoting complex. Gene Ontology annotation, molecular function: anaphase-promoting complex binding; ubiquitin ligase activator activity; protein binding.
CCGGGCAGCGGCGGAGCCUGCGGGAGCGAGCGGGCGACGGGAGUCAGCCAGGCCGCCUUGCGCGGGCAUUGCCCGCCAUGGACCAGGACUAUGAGCGGAGGCUGCUGCGGCAGAUCGUCAUCCACAAUGAGAAUGCCAUGCCGGGUGUCCCCGAGAUGCGGCGGACCCUGACACCAGCCAACUCCCCAGUGUCCUCACCCAGCAAACAUGGGGACCGCUUCAUACCCUCGCGAGCUGGGGCCAACUGGAGCGUGAACUUCCACAGGAUCAACGAGAAUGAGAAGUCGCCCAGCCAGAACCGCAAAGCCAAGGAUGCCACCUCGGACAAUGGCAAAGACGGCCUGGCCUACUCAGCCCUGCUGAAGAAUGAGCUGCUGGGCGCAGGCAUUGAGAAGGUGCAGGACCCUCAGACGGAGGACCGGCGGCUGCAGCCGUCCACUCCUGAGCACAAGGGCCUCUUCACGUAUUCCCUCAGCACCAAGCGCUCAAGCCCCGAUGAUGGCAAUGACGUGUCCCCAUACUCCCUGUCCCCCGUUAGCAACAAAAGUCAGAAGCUGCUGCGCUCCCCACGGAAGCCCACGCGGAAGAUCUCCAAGAUCCCCUUCAAGGUGCUGGACGCCCCUGAACUGCAGGACGACUUCUACCUCAACCUGGUGGACUGGUCAUCACUCAAUGUCCUCAGCGUGGGGCUGGGGACCUGCGUGUACCUGUGGAGUGCCUGCACCAGCCAGGUGACCCGGCUCUGUGACCUCUCUGUGGAAGGGGACUCAGUGACCUCCGUGGGCUGGUCUGAGCGAGGGAACCUGGUGGCUGUGGGCACUCACAAGGGCUUUGUGCAGAUAUGGGACGCUGCCGCUGGGAAGAAGCUGUCCAUGCUGGAAGGCCACACGGCGCGAGUCGGAGCACUGGCCUGGAAUGCUGACCAGCUGUCCUCUGGGAGCCGUGACCGCAUGAUUCUGCAGAGGGACAUCCGCACACCACCUCUACAGUCAGAGCGGCGGCUGCAGGGCCACCGACAGGAGGUGUGCGGCCUCAAGUGGUCCACUGACCACCAACUCCUCGCUUCAGGAGGCAAUGACAACAAGCUGCUGGUGUGGAACCACUCGAGCCUGAGCCCCGUGCAGCAGUACACAGAGCACCUGGCUGCUGUGAAGGCCAUCGCUUGGUCCCCUCACCAGCACGGGCUGCUGGCAUCAGGUGGUGGAACAGCCGACCGUUGCAUCCGCUUCUGGAACACGCUCACAGGCCAGCCACUGCAGUGCAUGGACACUGGCUCACAAGUGUGCAACCUGGCGUGGUCCAAGCACGCCAACGAGCUGGUGAGCACACAUGGCUACUCUCAGAACCAGAUCCUGGUGUGGAAAUAUCCAUCCCUCACUCAGGUGGCCAAGCUCACUGGCCACUCCUACCGUGUCCUCUACUUGGCUAUGUCCCCUGAUGGUGAGGCCAUUGUCACUGGUGCUGGAGAUGAGACCCUGCGGUUCUGGAACGUCUUCAGCAAAACCCGCUCCACAAAGGAGUCCGUGUCAGUGCUGAAUCUCUUCACACGGAUCCGGUAGACCUGCUCUGGACAAGCAGCUCCAUCUGCAUCAAUGGACUGGCCAGCACGCCCGGACCCUGCUUCCUGCCCCAUCUUCAUAGCAGGCAGCCGGGCGCUGGGAGCUGGGCCCAGACUUGAACAGUGUAUUAAAUGCCUCGUUGUGAGCCUUGGCCACAGUGUCUAGGGCAGGGACAUGGGGACCCUUAGCCAUGGGCCCCAUCUACCUUCCCAAAGGGCCCCGGCCCAACCUCACUCAAGCCAGGGACAGCUGCGUGAUGGACGUCCCUGAAACCAGGUGCCAUGUGGGGCUGCUCUGCCCAGAGCCCACAACCUCUGUCACCACUGCCCGAGCCGCGUCACGCACAGCCGAGCAGGAGCCUGUGACCCUGCCAGACACAGAUGCCCAGUGUCCCAUGGUGGGGACCCAUGGGCCUGGGCUGUCACCCCUCCUCCCCCCAGAGGCAGGGACUCUCACUCAUCUCCCAGUGAACUAGCACCAUGGGCGGUCCCUGUGCCCUGCAUAUGUGUGUCUGUGUCCAUGUUCCCUUCUCUUGUGUGAUGGCUGUCCUUGCCUGGCCCAUCUUGUCCUGGCCUUCUAAAAGCCUCUUGGUCAUCCCUGACCUUGGAUCCCAUCUUGUGCCUCCCUGCUCACCAGUGGGGACAUACGGUGGUGCUGGGUGAUGGCGAGGCCGUGACAUGUUGUAUAUAUGUGUCUGUGACUCCUUCGGGCUGUUCCUGUGGUUUCUUAUCAGUUCUACGAGGGCUGGGGCUUUGCUAGUCCUCACCUCAGCCCUGCAUCACCUCUAGCCCUGGCCACUGGCUGCACCUGCUCACACCCACUGCCCUGGGCCUGGAGCAGACAGACCAGACAGCAUGGGUGUCAUGAUCAUGAUUGAUCACGAACUUGUUUCUGUUGGAAGUUUUAUUCGUAGAAAGGCCACCUGAGACCUCCAGGUUCCAACCCCAGCACUGCACACCUGUCAUCCUGGCUGGAGGAUCCAUUCAGGGCCACUCCUGUACAUGUGACCUCUAGGAGAACACAAGCCAAACAGUCUGCUGUGGCUCAUAGAUGGCAGGGCCCUGCUGGGGAAGACAAAGUGUGCUUACGCAGGGCAUGGAUGGUGGGCUGUGGACUGUCCAAGGGUGGCCUUCACCCUUUCGUGGAGUUACGCACCUGCUCAGCAGAUUCCCCCAUAGGGCAGACCCACAUGUCUGCUGUCAGGGUUCAAGGACAAGACUUCUCCCAUGAAAGCGAUACCUGGAGGUGUCCCUUAUUCUGUCAUGACUGUGGUGUGCAAGGGUGGCCAUCUGCAGACACUUGUGAGCAGCAGCAGUGGGAGACAGAUGACUCUUACGGGUCCCAUGGAGCAGGUAGCUCUGGCCACUGUGAUGUCAGAUAGGACCAUAGGGGAGGAGGAGCUGGGGAAUUCGAGUCAGCCCUGGCUGCUUGGGGGGGGCGGGGGCAGGAGCUGGAUUGUCAGUCUUCCAGUGGAAAAUGGGGGAGUGUGAGACUUGGGGCCCAGGAGGUGCCCUGAGAGAAUGUGCUUGGAAGGAAAAGGAUGAGGGGUGGCUGUGGAGGGCUCCCUUUCCUACCGUUGUGGAAGCCAGGCUUUGCUGGAACCACGUCUAGGAGACCAGUCCAACGAAAGAGGGGCCGUGUCUGAAGAAAGGAGGGUUGGCAGCUCUCCCUGGCUCACUACACCACCAGCUGAGCUAGCCAGGAACCUGGGGUGGGGAGCGGAGAGGGAGACAAGGCGGGUGCCCUAAGGAAAGGGAAAAGAUAAGUGUGCUGAGAUGGGCAAGGGUGCCAGGUUUUGUCGGAGACCCCCAGACAGCAGGCUGAGGACAGGCUACUGCCCUCAGUGUAGAGGGAAAGCACCCGACCCAGGCCAUGAGCAGGUAGAGGCUGCAGCUGCUGGUGGGCUCUGCGUGUUGGUUGGCUUUGGCUGGGUUUACUUUUCUUUCCUGAUUGUGAUAUGCGUACAAUAUAUGUGAAAGUGAGCA